UCGGUCGAGGUUCAUUGUUCGGCGAAAUGAACCCGCGCAGCUCGCCGUGCUGGUGUUGUGGGCGAAAUAGCUACGACACAGCUCGCCGGAGUUGUUCGACGUUUCCGCGCAAGUACGAGUACGAUGAAGACGGUCGGCGGUAUCACAUUGACGACAACGGAAUGGCGUGCUACUACCAGCACAAGAACAAUUCACAUGGAAAAGUUGUGCAUAAUGGGAUAGAUGGUUCAUCAGAGAUACGCCGGAGUUGUAAGACAUUUCCGCGCAAGUACGAGUACGAUGAAGACGGUCGGCGGUAUCACCUUGACGACAACGGCAUGGCGUGCUACUACGAGCACACAAACAAAUCAAAUGGAAAAGCUGUGAAUUACGGGAUAGAUGGUUCAUCAGAGGUCUCAACCCCACGACCAACAUUCGUGCAGGCGGUAAACGAGGUGAUGGUAGAGAAACGACAGCUGCCCGCAAAAGAAAUCCAUGUCUGGAAACCGCAUGCAAACCCCGUCCGCAACAUCAACACCAGCACGAAGUAGCCACUUAACAGGAUGCUUAAAGUAUCGAGUAACAAGAGAAUCAUUGGAACAAACGAUAACACUAGCACUGUCUCUUAGUCAACGAAAACAACCGAUCAUUUAGAAAGUGACGUAUCUCGAAAAACUACUCUACUAUUUACGAUGUUGUUUUCAUCAUUCCAAAUACGGAUGCUUUUCAUGUGUUUGAUAAUUAUAUUGAAGAGAGGAUUAAAAUCAACAUUAAUUGCACAAGUUUCAAGACCUAUUCGUUACGAUCAAAAUAUAUAUAACACAAUGAAUUAUUAGUGUAAAAACAAACACCAGAUGAAGACGAACAGGAUGAUAUUUAUCAAGCCGGUCCUCGUUGAAAAUUGUAGUUAUUAUGCUUGCUUUUGUUUAUGCUUUUUGAAAUGUUUUCUAGUACUAAGUUAUUAUAUUUUCCGUACGUUUCGUAUUGCUUGUGUUUAAGCAUUAAGCUGCAGGAAUUUUAAGGUAGUAGGUCAAACCAAAUGUAAAUAUAGUUGCAUCCGUUUGAGUUUGGUUUUGAUGAAGAAAUCUAUCGCCAAACAAUUUUGUUUAUAGUGCUUCAAUAAUUGGCUAAACGGAAGUCAGGAGCGUGUCAAAGCAGUAUUCGUUAUAACCUUACAGAAAAGAAAAUAAUUAACGGAAAA
Molecule: messenger RNA, 1180 nt
Organism: Dreissena polymorpha
Lineage: Eukaryota; Metazoa; Mollusca; Bivalvia; Myida; Dreissenidae
Exons: 4
Coding region: 27-530 (167 amino acids)
Source: RefSeq, a predicted model, not a curated record